UUCGACUAUUCGUUCAGUAUCGUCUCGUCAGUCGUUUCACCGGGUUUAAAUCGCCGUGUGGUUUUAUAAGCAUUAAAAAUUCGCAUUUCUUUUUUCUUUUACACAGUGUGUUCACACUACAACUUUAACAAUUUUUUUUUUGAAAUUGUAUUAUCAUCGUAAAGAAAUUCUAUUGUGACUGGUUCAAGAAGAAAGAAAUUAAAAUAAUUUAUUAAUUAUUGAAAAAUUUUUUUAUUAUUUAAAAAAAUUAAUUAAAAAUAAAAAGGUUCUAAAAAAAAAAGUCAAAGAAAAAAAAAAAAGAAUUUCAGUCCGCGGUGUCGUCUACUAACACCAAUACAAAAGCUACAUAUAACGUUAAAUACUUGAAUUUAAGAUAUUUUAAUUUCCAAAGGAUUUAUUGUACAAAAUAAAAAUUAUUUAAAAAAAAAUGGCAUCCGGUGUAACCGUAUCAGACGUAUGUAAGACCACAUAUGAAGAAAUCAAAAAGGAUAAAAAACAUCGUUAUGUAAUUUUCUUCAUUCGUGAUGAAAAACAAAUUGAUGUAGAAACUGUUGGUGAACGUAAUGCUGAGUACGACGCUUUCUUAGAAGAUAUCCAAAAAUGUGGUCCAGGCGAAUGUCGGUAUGGCCUUUUUGAUUUCGAAUAUAUGCAUCAAUGUCAAGGUACAUCUGAAAGCUCUAAAAAACAAAAACUUUUCCUUAUGUCAUGGUGCCCAGAUACUGCUAGGGUUAAAAAGAAGAUGUUGUACUCCAGCUCUUUUGAUGCCUUGAAAAAAUCAUUGGUCGGUGUACAAAAGUAUAUUCAAGCCACCGAUUUAUCAGAAGCAUCUCGGGAAGCAGUUGAAGAGAAAUUACGUGCCACAGAUCGUCAAUAAAUUAUUCAAAGAAAAAAAAAAUAAAAUUAAAAUUAAAAAACACAAAAAAUAAUAAUUAAAAAAUAAAAAAAAGAAAAUUUAAAAUUCAGAAAUUUUUUUUUUCUAUUUAGGCGACUACUACGUUUUUUUUUUUUUCGCUGCGCACACUGCAACACACCACAAUCACCAAAAUAUUUAUUCGAUAACUUUUUUUUUAUUAUUAUUAUUAUUAUUUUUCUAAAACAAUUGAUAACUAUGUAAUGAUGUUUGUGCGUGUGUUUGUGUGAGCUUUAACGUAUGUAUGUGGUAUACAAAGAUAUUUUCUAUUCAGCAACAAAUUAAAAAAAAAAAAUUAAUAAAAUAAAAAAAAAAAUAUUAAAAAUUAAAAAAAAAAUAAAACUUUAAA
Messenger RNA from Condylostylus longicornis, 1259 nucleotides. It is a transcript of the gene tsr, whose product is annotated as cofilin/actin-depolymerizing factor homolog. Gene Ontology annotation, biological process: cell motility; actin filament fragmentation; actin filament severing. The coding region runs from base 428 to 874 and encodes 148 amino acids. Gene Ontology annotation, cellular component: actin cytoskeleton; actin cortical patch; cytoplasm. The transcript has 4 exons. NCBI's taxonomy places the organism in Eukaryota, Metazoa, Arthropoda, Insecta, Diptera, Dolichopodidae. Gene Ontology annotation, molecular function: actin filament binding. The record is from RefSeq and is a predicted model, not a curated record.